Coccomyxa subellipsoidea C-169 is the source of this 1167-nucleotide messenger RNA. RefSeq names its product alpha-D-mannose-specific plant lectin. The transcript is spliced from 7 exons. The coding region runs from base 1 to 1167 and encodes 388 amino acids. The record is from RefSeq and is a predicted model, not a curated record. Lineage: Eukaryota; Viridiplantae; Chlorophyta; Trebouxiophyceae; Coccomyxaceae.
AUGUCUUAUGGCGAGUACAACACUGAGGAGGUGAGUGACCAGUUUCAGGACGGCCUUAAUUUGGAUGGCCGCCGCGAGGGCGGCUAUGGAGGCGGCGACGGCGGUGACUAUGAAGGCGAGAAGCCCAAGCACCACCACAAGAAGCACGGUGAUGACGAGGAGGGUGGUCAGGGCUACGGCGGCGGUGGAGAUGGUGACCAGCCCACCUACGGCAGCGGUGGCGGCGGCUACGGCGGCGGUGGCGGUUACGCAGGAGGAGAUGAGGGCCAGGGCCAGGGUGGCUACGGGGGUGGUGAUGCCAGCGAGGGUUAUGGCUCUAAGAAGACCUACGGGGGAGAUGACAGUGAGGGCUACGGCUCCAAGAAGACCUACGGGGGAGAUGACAGCGAGGGCUACGGCUCCAAGAAGACCUACGGGGCAGAUGACAGCGAGGGCUACGGCUCCAAGAAGACCUACGGGGGAGAUGACAGCGAGGGUUACGGAUCCAAGAAGACGUAUGGGGGCGAUGAUGAAAGCGAGGGGUACGGAGCGAAGAAGACCAGCUACGGAGAGGACGACACUGAGGGGUACGGCAGCAAGAAGAAGAGCUACGGGGAUGAUGGCGACAGCUACGGGGCAAAGAAGACCGGCUAUGGGGAUGAUGACACCGAGGGCUAUGGCGCCCAAAAGACUUCUUAUGGGGAUGACGCGAUCCCUCAGGACCAGUACGACGGCGUUUCUGGCGGCCUCUCUGGCGGCGCCUACCCGACACGCGGCGAGGCAGCCCCCACCAACUUCACUGAGGAGCUGACGGAGCUGGCUGCUGGGGCCACCCUUAACGCGGGCCAGACCCUCAAGUCGCCCAACGGCCAGUCCAAGCUGGUGCUACAGGGCGACGGCAACCUGGUGCUCUACAAGGACGGCGCCGCUGUGUGGACUUCUGGGACUGACCGCUCCUCUGAGAAGCCUGCCAUGCUGGCAGAUGACGGCAACGUGUGCCUGUACGCUGCGGGCGGCGCCUUUUCCGGCUGGGCCACCAACACGGGUGGCAGCAGCAAUGUCAAGCUGGUGGUCAGCGACUCGGGAGUCCUUGUGGUGCUCAGCAGAGACACCGGCCUGUGGAGCUCUGCUCCCAUCUCACCAUCGGACGCCGCAGAAAUCGCUUCAGCCGCCACCUCAUCGUACUGA